Rhodamnia argentea is the source of this 1160-nucleotide messenger RNA. RefSeq lists its product as uncharacterized. The transcript is spliced from 7 exons. The coding region runs from base 26 to 1096 and encodes 356 amino acids. The record is from RefSeq and is a predicted model, not a curated record. Lineage: Eukaryota; Viridiplantae; Streptophyta; Magnoliopsida; Myrtales; Myrtaceae.
GUCGCCCACCAACUCCACACAAUCCAUGUAUAAAAGCCCCCCUCGAAUUCCUCCACCAUCAGACCAUUCGAGCACUCUCUCUCUCUCUCUCUCUCUCUCUAGAAACGCAAAUUCCAGACGAAGCUCGAAGGCAGGGGAUUCCGCAUCCUUGAUAAUGCAGAGGGAAAGACAGGGAAGGGAAGACUUCUUCAACCUGGGAGACCCUUUUAGCAGUUUCCGGGGGUUUGGCGGUUUUCCUAGCCUUUUUGGCAGAAGAGAUCCAUUUGACGAUCCAUUUUUCACACGUCCUUUUGGUAGCAUGUUCAGUACUGGGGUGUUUGGCCCUGGCUAUGCAAUUGAUGAUACUCCAUCUUCAAAUACUUCUAAGGGUCUUGUCAUUGAAGAACUGGACUCUGAUGAUGAAGGAGGUGUUGGAAAGAAAGAAGAUACAAAUCACGAGACAAAUGGAAAUGAUAUGUAUCAAAGGCAUAAUGCAUCAAUUAGAGCACCGUCUGUUGAGCACCCAGAUGAUGAUGCUCAUGAGAACAGGAGCAAUGUCAUUUACAGUGGUGACCAUAGCAGGGUGGGAGAGAAGCAUAAUCAGGGUCGAAGUUUCAGUGUACAGAGUUGCAAAGUCACCUAUGGUGGUGUGGAUGGCGCAUACUACACUUCUACGAGAACUCACAGAACUGACAAUGAUGGGGUUGUGCUUGAGGAAGGCAAAGAAGCAGAUGCAACAACUGGUCAAGCAACACAUAGGAUAUCCCGUGGUAUUCUUGAUAAGGGUCAUUCGCUCACAAGGAAGCUUCGCUCAGAUGGCAAGGUGGAUACAGUGCAAACCUUGCACAACCUGAAUGAAGAUGAACUUACUGGUUUUGAAAAAGCAUGGAAAAGUAGUGGUAGAGGGUCUUCACCUGGAUGGAGCCAUGAUUAUGAUCUGCAGCAGAAAGCAGGUCGUGGCAGUGAUGCACAGAAAGGCAGCUCGAGCUCUGGAGGGUGGGCACUGCCAUCUGUAGACCAGAUAAUGAGGCCCGUUGGAAUGGGGGCCCAUUAUGCAGCAAGAUCUGUGCCUUCUAAUGAGAGGACUAAAAAGGUGGUUAGGAUCAAUAUAGACUAGAUUACGAGAUCAAUUUUUGUUUACUGUGAGAUUUGUUGUGUCUGAUCAAUUGUAUGUCGAAGUU